Gymnogyps californianus (California condor) is the source of this 1452-nucleotide messenger RNA. It is a transcript of the gene ARHGAP15, whose product is annotated as Rho GTPase activating protein 15. Bases 1 to 1431 code for a protein of 476 amino acids. Gene Ontology annotation, cellular component: cytoplasm. The transcript has 13 exons. Lineage: Eukaryota; Metazoa; Chordata; Aves; Accipitriformes; Cathartidae. The record is from RefSeq and is a predicted model, not a curated record. Gene Ontology annotation, biological process: signal transduction; regulation of GTPase activity.
AUGGAAAGGUCUACAACUUCUGAUACGGCCUCUGAAAAGCCUAAUCCUUCCCACCACAGUACAGGGGCUGUUCAAAUGAGGAUCAAAAAUGCCAACAGUCACCACGAUAGACUGAGCCAAAGCAAAUCUAUGAUUCUGUCCGAGAAUGUGAAAGUCGCUGAGCCUGUAAAUCGUCAUAGACGAAAUCAUUCCCAGCACAACUUAACGCUUGCGGACAUCAUUAGUACACAGGACCACACGGUAGUGGAGAAAGAAGGAUAUCUUCUCAAAGCUAAAAUAGCAGAUGGUGGCAAGAAAUUAAGGAAAAACUGGUCCACGUCCUGGAUUGUCCUCACUGCUCGGAAAAUGGAAUUCUACAAAGAAUCCAAGCAGCCGGCGCUGGCCAACCUGAAACCGGGAUAUAAACCUGAGUGUGUGGAUUUGUGUGGUGCUCGCAUUGAGUGGACCUCAGAGAAAUCCAGCAGAAAGAAUGUCUUUCAGAUCACGACAGUGUCAGGAAAUGAGUUCCUCCUUCAGUCGGAUAUCGACUUUCUCAUAUUGGAUUGGUUCCACGCUAUCAAAAAUGCAAUUGACAGAUUGCCAAAAGAACGGAGUUGUACAUCGAGAAAUUUGGAGUUCAAACUCAGAAGAUCCUCCAGCAUCGAAUUACUGAAUAGCUUAGACACUGAAUCCAAAGAACCAAAGCCUGAACACAGAAAAUCUUUAAUUUUCAGACUGAACUACAGUGCCUCUGACACAAAUGACAGAAACCGAGUUAAAAGCAGAUUAAAGAAGUUCAUCUCCCGACGACCCUCCUUGAAAACAUUGCAAGAAAAGGGACUUAUUAAAGAUCAAAUUUUUGGCUCCCAUUUGCACUUGGUUUGUGAGCAUGAGAAAUCUACAGUCCCCCAGUUUGUAAGACUGUGUAUAAAAGCUGUUGAAAAAAGAGGUCUAGAUGUUGAUGGAAUAUACAGAGUUAGCGGCAAUCUGGCAACAAUACAGAAGUUACGAUUUGUUGUCAAUCAGGAAGAGAAGCUGAAUUUGGACGACAGCCAGUGGGAGGACAUCCACGUUGUCACCGGAGCACUCAAGAUGUUUUUCAGAGAGCUGCCUGAGCCGCUGUUCCCAUACUGCUUCUUUGAACAGUUUGUGGAGGCGAUAAAAAUCCAGGACAACGCCACUCGCAUCAAAGCCAUAAGGAGCCUGGUAAAAAAGCUCCCCAGACCAAACUAUGACACAAUGAAAAUCCUUUUUGAACAUCUGAAGAAGAUAGCAGCCAAGGAAUCCGUGAAUCUUAUGUCAACACAAAGCUUAGGAAUUGUGUUUGGACCAACACUCCUUAGACCUGAAAAGGAGACAGGGAACAUGGCAGUCCACAUGCUGUACCAAAAUCAGAUAGUUGAACUUAUGUUGAGUGAGUACAGCAAGAUCUUCGGCUCUGAGGAAGACUGACAGACAGGGCCUGUUAUUGAA